AUGACGGAUUCAGUUGUCGCAGAGGGACAAGUCAAGUUUAGAGAUGGAAAAAAGUGGAAGAAUCGGUCAGUUGUUCUCCAGAAGCCCUCUCCUGUUGCGGACUGCUUGAUUUUGCAUGUGUAUAAAGGGAAGAAGAAAGGGAAAAGCACUGGACACAAGGGGAGUCUAAACGUAACACUGGAGGGGAUUUGUGGUGUGGAGCCAGGACCUGGCUAUGAUGGCGUAUCCUUCACUCUCUCCAUCAUGUGCCUGGCACGCACCCUGGUCCUGGGCUUCAGCAGCCCAGACGUCCUGCUCACCUGGGACGCUCAUAUUCGUUACAGUCUGGGUGAAGUCCACAGGUUCAGUGUCACUGUUGAACCAGGCACCAAAUUGGAAAGUGGGCCUGCCUCCCUUCACCUAUGCAACGACAUGUUGGUCCUCAGCAGAGGCCAUCCACCUGCUAUAAUUGGCCACUGGAAGCUGUCGACGUUGCGUCGAUAUGGUGCUGUACCAAAUGGCUUUGUGUUUGAGGGGGGAACUCGCUGUGGAAACUGGGCUGGUGUUUUCUUCCUUUCCUGUUCAGAAGGGGAGCAGAUCAGCUUCUUAUUUGACUGUAUUGUCAGAGGCGUCAGCUCCAGCAGGCGCCUACAUGGCCUACAACCAAACCAGCCAGAUCAAAAGGCUGACCCUGCCUCAGCAGAGAAACGAAUCAACCAGGAGACCUCUGAGCUGGAGAAAAGACUGAGCAUGUUAUCUCAGUGUAGCCUGGCAAGCAGCACGGUGUCUUCAGCCUCCACUUCCAGCUGCAGCACAUGUGUUGCUGGGGAUGACAACACCAUGUCAAGCUCGUCCUCUAGUCAAUCAGAUACAAGCUAUGGAAGCAGACUUCCAUUCUGGCUAGAGCUGUCAGGCAGACGGCACAUCUCCGAUGACACAGCAUCAAGUUCUUGCACGUUGAAGGCUUUGACCAAGUCAGAUGACAUGCUAUAUGAUGCUUUGAUGGGAGGCCCUGGGAGCUCUUCAACAUCCAUCCAGCUCCAUCCCUGCGGCCUCCAUGACAGCGGGUGGCAGAGCUCAUUAGACAGUGGGAUUGGGAUCACAACAGGGAGUCAAUCAUUGUAUUCUGGGAGCUACUCCUCAUAUACUGGGAGUCUGGACAUGGCCAAUGAAAGAAGUGGAGAGGAAUUAGGCUCUUCAAUCAGUCCUUCUACACCUGCUCAUCCUCUCUCUUCACCUGUAUGUGCUCCUCCUCAAACACCUCCAACGUCACCUUUUCAGCCAAUAUGUACCUCUGGGCCAAGUUCUACUGUCAUCUCUUCUUGCUCCUGCUCACCAAGAUGUGUCUCUCAAGCAUCUCAUAGACACAGAGAAGAGUACCAGAACCCCAGCCAGCUCAAAAUGUGGUAUGAUACCCCCAGGACUCUGCUCCAAUCUCUGUCACUGAGGGAACCAUCGGCACAUGAAGCCUCACCUGGCAUGGACUGCAAGAGCACUGAAAGUCAAGGUGUUAGUCAGCAACAAAUGUUAAACAAAAGGCAGUGCGAGCUGAAGACUCACCAUCAGGCAAUGAUGCAGGGUUCCUUCUUCUGGGGCAGUGAGAGGCCACCCUUUGUGUACAGUGAGGGGAUACCCAUCUCGUCAACCGUUACAUUUCCUACAAACCUGGUUUGUGGAGAACUACAGGUUGGCAGCACUUCCUCACAAGACCCUUUUCCUAAUCAUGCUGUGGAUACACAUGACCCAUCUGACUGUGUGAGAGAGAACUUUCCUGACAGUGGGGAUGUUGGUGGGAACCUAAAAGGUCUGAGGAGGGUGUUGUCUUCUCCACCACGCUCUGCCCCUCCCCCUCCUCCUGUCACAUUUAGUGUGAACAGGCCAACACCAGCUUAUGAAGAGGGCUUCCCCAGGUACCCGUACCUCAACAUUGGAACCAUGGAAACAGCUCAGAGACAGGGCGUGAAGUUUGUCCAGGAAAGGAAGGACAGGGGGACUGGGCUGGAGAGCAGGUGGCGAGGCCCACCAAACUGACUCUGCAACACUGGACUAAAUAAUCUAACAUGCCCACAUGCAGUUUGGUGUACCAACAGUUGUGCCAGUAUGUACCAAUUCACAUAAACAAGCCAUUCCAGUAUAAACAUAUAUUUUUUUUUUAAUGUGCCUUUUUGCUGCUGCCAUCUUACAGGUAUGGACACAUUUGUUGGUACUCUUCCAUUUAAGAAAUAGUAAUAAUUAAAAAAAAAAAAACACCCCACAAUGGUCGAUGAAAAAUAUUGAAACUGACAAAAGCAAUAAUAAAUAAUAUUUUACCUGUGUGGGGCGGGCACAACUAAUGAAACUGGCCUGGUUAAAAUGAUGCAAAAGAAAUUAUGCCAAAUUCCCCACUUUUUUUUCUCUUUCCCUUUCUCUCGGCCAAUCCGUACUAUUCUCCCCGCUAUGUGUCAUGUCAUGCUUUUGGGUUUAGGCUCUUGUUUUGUUUUUUUUUGUAAGUCUUGAUCAACAGUGAUGUUUGAUUAAUAAACAAUGUUU
Cololabis saira (Pacific saury) is the source of this 2508-nucleotide messenger RNA. RefSeq names its product docking protein 7b (gene dok7b). The record is from RefSeq and is a predicted model, not a curated record. Gene Ontology annotation, molecular function: protein kinase binding. The transcript is spliced from 11 exons. Bases 1 to 2010 code for a protein of 669 amino acids. Gene Ontology annotation, biological process: positive regulation of protein tyrosine kinase activity; neuromuscular junction development. Lineage: Eukaryota; Metazoa; Chordata; Actinopteri; Beloniformes; Belonidae.